Messenger RNA from Vitrella brassicaformis, 1277 nucleotides. The record is from the annotation of a GenBank genome assembly. NCBI's taxonomy places the organism in Eukaryota, Vitrellaceae.
CCCAAGUCAUAGGCAAGACGACACACAAACAUACUAUCAGACACGUAACGUAGAUGACAGAGCAGUCCGACAAACGACACGCUAUCAUCACGCAAUAACACAUGACCAUCCAUGGUAGGGAGGGACCGACUCAGCGAGAGGAUGUGUGUACAUAUUGGUACGAAUAUAGAGAGCACUCACCAUUUGCUGCAGCAGCCAGUGCCGCCUUGAGAUGCACCUCCGGCGCCCGGUGGGAUGGCGUCUGCAUCUCAGUCUCCGUCACUCGACCGGUGUCGGCAACCUCUCGGCUAUUGCCGAAGUCGGCAAGCUUGAUCAACGUACACCCUUCUGCAGCAGACAAAGAGCAGACAGACAGCGGUCCAUCCAUGUGGGUGCAAGGUGUGAGCGUGGCGAGUGGUGUGUGUGUGUUGUACCUUGGUGUUUGACCAGGAUAUUCUCGGGCUUGAUGUCGCAGUGCCACACGCCGUUCUGCUCCAGAUGGGCCAUCGCAGACAGCAGCUGACGGAGCACCCGGCGCAGCACGGCGGGCGGGAGGCCCGCGGGGUAGGACUGACACCGGAAGCCGUGAAGUGAGUCGUCGCACAGCUCCAUCAUCAGAGCACCUUGGCAGCCUGGAGCCGUGGUCGCACACGUGCACGUCGCGAUGAGCUUCACUACGUGCUUGUGACCACCAAGCAGCUCCAUGAGGCGAACCUCCUUCCGGCAGGCUCUCACGGCGGAUAUCCUGGCGGCUGCGGAGUUGUCCUCUGUCUUGGCCUCCUUCACGGCGACCAUCGUGCCCGUGCUUUGCUGGAUGGCCUUGUAGACGUUCCCAUUCCCUCCCUCGCCGAGCGAGGUCGGCAUUCUGUAGGCAAAGUCACAUUCGCAGCUUCUGCAGGCACACACACACACACACACACACACAGGCAGGCAGGCACAGGCAGGUAGAUACAGGUACGACGUGAGACACGAGUCAAGCACCCCCUCCUGGCUGGUGUCUGCUUACGUGUCAGGGAAGUAGAGUGUAGUGUACUCGGUAGUGGUUGAGGCCGAACUGGAGUCAGAAGACCAACGGCGGAGUACGCAGCGCGUUGCCCGCUCUCCCUCUCGCUUCCUCUUGGCCAUUUUCGAUGUCAGAGUGCGUUGUGUCGUCGACAGAAACGACGCUCUGCACGGGAAGGUGGAAUACCGCCUGUCUGAGUGAGGGGUGACCUUGUCGCUGUUACUCUGUUCCUCACGCGCUCAGAAACGGACUCAGAGAAACAGUACUGAAGCGAAAAGCUUCGCUUUGGACGAAG